Aspergillus pseudotamarii is the source of this 493-nucleotide messenger RNA. RefSeq lists its product as uncharacterized. The coding region runs from base 13 to 486 and encodes 157 amino acids. The transcript has 3 exons. The record is from RefSeq and is a predicted model, not a curated record. Lineage: Eukaryota; Fungi; Ascomycota; Eurotiomycetes; Eurotiales; Aspergillaceae.
UCUGCCGCUGGCAUGGUCCAGAGCGCUGUCGGUUCCGUGACUGGCAACUCUGCUACUAAGGCUGAAGGCGAUGCCACCCAGCAGAAGGCCACCGCCGAACAUGACGCCAGCCACACCACCGCCAAGCUAGGUCCAUUCUCUGCCGACCCCAACACUGGUGCGACAGCCAAGGACCGUGAGCAGCGCUCCACUGGCGCCUGGGAUCAGACCGUCGGUUCCGCGAAGGAGUCCCUGGGCAACCUGAUCGGGAACGAGAACCUGCGCAAGGAAGGUGAAAAUCAGAACCUGCGUGGCAAGGGUGCCGAGGCCGAGGGACAGCUGAAGGACUUCGGUGAGGGCGCUGCCGAUCGUCUCCAGGGUGGUAUUGGAAAGGUUGCUGCGGCUGCUACUGGCGAUCGCGAGGAGGAGGCGAAGUGGACUCAGGUCCAUGAUGAGGGCAAGGUUAAGCAAAGGGGUGCUGAGCUUGAUAUGCAGAAGCAUGCCUAAAUGGGAC